This is a messenger RNA of Trichosurus vulpecula (common brushtail), 2998 nucleotides long. RefSeq names its product ring finger protein 8 (gene RNF8). Gene Ontology annotation, biological process: protein K48-linked ubiquitination; double-strand break repair; ubiquitin-dependent protein catabolic process. The coding region runs from base 287 to 1774 and encodes 495 amino acids. Gene Ontology annotation, molecular function: ubiquitin protein ligase activity; histone binding. Lineage: Eukaryota; Metazoa; Chordata; Mammalia; Diprotodontia; Phalangeridae. Gene Ontology annotation, cellular component: ubiquitin ligase complex; cytosol; site of double-strand break. The record is from RefSeq and is a predicted model, not a curated record. The transcript is spliced from 8 exons.
GUUGUCCAGGGGGAGGGGCGGGAACGCGGGCCGGGGCCCUCGAGCGCCCCUGGAAUCGAUUGCGGUUGCGCGGGCCGGAAGCGUUGAUUGGUUCUGUUUGUUACUUAGAUAUGGCUGUGGCUGUGGCGGGGGCGGACCGUGAGAUCCCAGUGGGAAGGCGAAGGAGGGACGGCCGGGCCCGGGAGCCCGGCAGGGGCCCUGCCCUGUGCUGACUGAGAGCGUGGCCAGGAUUGGGUCCGGGGCUGGGGCCGGAAUCGGGCCUGGGUCUGUGCCGGCCGGACCGGCCAUGGGGGAUCCCGGUGACGGCGGCGGCGGCGGCGACUGCGGCCGGGCCUGGUGCCUGCGGCGGGUGGGGAUGAGCGCCGAGUGGCUGCUGCUUGAGGAUCGCCGCGAGGUGACAGUUGGUCGAGGAUUCGGUGUCACAUACCAGCUGCUUUCUAAAAUUUGUCCAUUGAUGAUUUCCCGAAACCACUGUGUUUUCAAGCAGAAUGCCGAGGGCCAGUGGACAAUGAUGGACAACAAGAGUCUGAAUGGGGUUUGGCUGAACAAGCAACGCCUGGAACCUCUAAAGGCCUAUCCUAUCCAGGAGGGAGACCGAAUCCAGCUUGGAGUUCCACUAGAAAAUAAGGAGAAUGCAGAAUACGAAUAUGAAGUAGUAGAGGAAGACUGGGAAAAAAUCCACUUAUGUCUUGCCCUGAGGAACGAUAGGCCAGUAGUUAAGUGCUCAAGAACCAAAAGGAAAUGUAGUUUAGAGGAGUUGGAUAGCCCUGGAGCAGAGGGCUCUUCAGACUCCAGAACCAAAGUAAAUAAAGUGUCCCAUGACUACGAGCAGUCAGGGAAAUCCUGUGGAAGAGCCGAAAUGGCCCAACAGGCCCCUCAAAACAUGGACCAAAAGUUGGCUUCUCCUGGACCAAGUGGGGAGAGAGCAGCGGAGGAUGACCUUCAUACUAUUUCAGAAAAAGCAGUAGUGCCGCCCAGCGAGGAGCACAAAGGCCCAAGCUUGUCACAGUCUCAAAGCAGCUUGGACAUGCUUAAGAAGACGCUGGCCAAGAUCCUCAAGCUGAAGGUGAAGGUUCAGGAGAAGCAGGUGGCUGUUCUGAGUAUAAAGAAGCAGUGCCACAAGAGGGCCCAGAAGGAUGUUGUGAAGUUGGAGGAGGAGCUGCAGGAGUUACAGGACCAGCUGCUUACAGAGCAGGUCCAGCAGCAGCAGAGAGUGGAACAGCUAGAGAAAAAUUUCCAGGAGAAGGAGCCGCACUUAGAGGGUUUGGAAAAACAGCAUGGGGAAAAGGACCUGAAGGAGCAGCUGGCACAGGCCCUGCAGGAGCAUCACAUUCUAAUGGAAGAGUUAAGUCGGAGCAAGAAGGACUUUGAAGCAAUCAUUCAAGCCAAGAAUAAAGAGCUGGAACUGACCAAGGAAGAAAAAGAGAAAGUGAGAGCGCAGAAGGAAGAGGUUCUAAACCAGAUGAAUGAUGUGCUAGAAAAUGAGCUUCAAUGCAUCAUUUGCUCAGAACACUUCAUUGAGGCUGUUACCUUGAACUGUGCCCACAGUUUUUGUUCCUUCUGUAUCAGUGAGUGGAUGAAGCGAAAAAUGGAAUGUCCCAUCUGUCGACAAGAUAUUGAAUCUAAAACUCGCUCCCUAGUACUGGACAACUGCAUCAGCAAGAUGGUUGACAAACUGAGCUCUGAAAUGAAAGAACGACGAGAAAUUCUCAUUAGUGAAAGAAGAGCAAAGAGCCUAUCCGAGGACCAAGCUUCCUGCGAUAAGUGUGACUAAGAUACAAGGAGACUUUGACCUGGAUCUGGAGGGACAUUUUUCAGAAGUAGCUCAUUCCUGCCUUUGGGACAGAGACCCGGUCGUGAUACACCGAACUCCUGCCUCUAUCACUGUCUGCAUUAUUAUUUGUGUACCAGAGCGGCUCUCCAGUUUUGGAUAUUGUUUCUACUUGUCACUUUGUGGAAGAUGCUUUAUCAGAAGUGCUUCAUCACAUCAGAUGGGGUUUUGGGGGCUGUGGAUUAUUUUCUUUCCAUUUUAUCGUUAAAGCAUCCACAUUGACUUUUUGAGGAAGCUAUGAAUUACCCAACUGCCCUGGGGUGACUAAGGUGCCUUGCAGCAGGAGGAAGACAGGUAUACCUCUCUUAAGUGGACUUAAACGUCCCCUCCCAAACAAGAUGUCAUUUCCUAGUAAUAAAAUGUAUAGGCUGCUCAGCUGGGCUUUGGAGUGUUUACCUUCCUUCCUUUUAGCUCCAAGCAGACGCUGGCAGUUCAUUGACUGCAGCUGUAUGUAGGAGCAGACGAUGCCCCACCAGUCAGGGAGGCCGAGUCAGAUCUCAUGGCCAAGGCCUCACACAAUCAUGUUUUCCUUUUUGCUCCAAUAUGUGGUAACUGGACCUCUUGUUCUACCCUGCUGCAGUCCUGUUGAGGGCGUUGUCUUCCUUCAGCUGUAUAGCUGGAGCUGCCAACACAUUUUACCAAAUGUCAUAGAGAUGUGAUCUACUUCUUAAGAACUGUGUGUGUAUAUAUACGUAUAUGUAUUUAAUUAAAACUUAGUUUUUUAUGUGACUCCUUUUUUUUCUAUGAAAUAAAAAUAAUGUGUCUGUAUCUACUGGGAGGCAGCAGCCUCUGUGACUACUAAUGGGAUCCUUAGCUGCUGAUGACAAGAAUGAGGAAAGACAGAUAGGUAUGAAAAUCAGGAAGAGAAAUUCUUACCGCUGGGGGCCUCCCUAGGAGGGUCAAACUUUGUUCAGUUGUUGUCAUUCAUGUGAUUUGUAUCCUGAUCUGCUCUUGAUACAUUUAGAUACAUUUGGAACUGGCCGAGCAGCUAUAUUCAAAAAAUGUCGAUUAAUGGUUUGUUGUGAACCUGCAUGGAGAUUUGUCAUGACGUGCCACAGUGCCAGUGCUUUGGGUGAAGACAUUGAUGGCAUUCAUUAAAAUGGUAAUAAUGAUAUUUGUUCUGUCUACCUCACAGGAUUAUUGUAAAAAAAAUGCUUUGUAAACAAA